AAGAAAGGGACUUUUUCAGUGCUUCUAAAUGUAUGCAUUUCCUCUUUAUGGUAUGUACUACUUCCAUGAAAAGGAACUCUUUCCGACCAUGUGUGUAGCUACAGAAAAUAGAGAAGAUUAAAUUUUUGAAAAUUAAAAAUGGGAGGGAAUUGAAGGCUUGGACUACUGAAGACAUAGAGAGAGAGGUGGCAAGAAGGGUCACACUGGUCUGAUGAGCUAGAUGAACCAGAGGAAUGUAUCCUGUCCUGACUGCAAGCAGAAGCCCAUAGGAAUACAAGAGAUCUUUGAAGUCUGUGAGUCCAAGCAAGUCUCAUACUGUGGGUGUGAAUCCUUUGUGGUUUUGUGGUUCUUAAUGACGUUCUACUACCAACAACAGUGCUUGGUCACAUCUUUUGAGCAAUUGGUUACGGGAUUUAUUUUGCACUCUUCCUCACAUCCUUGUUGGCUCAAAAUGACAAAUACAAGGUGAAACCUCUGGCCAGGAGGAAACUACACUUUUCAGUUCUCCUUGUUUGAAAACAGGUUGUGCUAGAGCCAAAGAAGUAAAACUGGAAACAGCAUUGAAGCUGAAGAAGGCUUCUGAAAAACAAUUUUUAUGCUAUUAUAAGCCUCCAUAAAGGAUGUACAGAUGAAGGACCUCAAAGAAGCAGAAACAUCUAAGGUUGAAAUUGGAUACUACAGAAGGUCAUAACAAGAGAAGAUUCUAGGACCAUGACUAAAGAGAAUGGAACCCUUUUUAAUACAUCAAUUCAGUUAAUAGACUCUUACGAUGCUAUUUGGAAUCCUGUCUUGGUCACAAUAUACACAGUAGUAUUCUUUGGAGGCAUAUGUGGAGUCAUCAGAAUGUUAUUUUUGCUAAUGAAAAUGAAUGCACUGUCAGUCACCACAACAGUAACCAUAAACCUGGUAGUGAUACACAGUCUCUUUCUUGUGACUGUACCUUUUCGGCUGUAUUACUACAUCAAGGAUGAGUGGAUUUUUAAACCAGUCUUCUGUAAACUUGUGAGCAUAAUGAUACAUUUGCACAUGUAUCUUGCCUUUCUAUUCUAUAUGAUUGUCUUACUGAUUAGGUGUCUUAUUUUCUUUCAGUGGAAGGAUAAGAUAGAAUUCUAUAGGAAUUUACACGCUGUGGCAACUAGCGCAGCUGUGUGGUUCCUGGCUUUAGUGACAGUGGUGCCAGUCAUGUACGUUUGGUAUGGUCAAACUGGGGAAUACAAUCAAAACAAAUGCUUUGACUUUCACAAAGAGUUAAAGGAGGAUGCAGUGAAAGCAGUGAACUAUGCUCUGAUUGGUGUAAUGAUUACUUUAACGUGCGCCUUGGUGGGCUUGCAGGUUUUCAUGCUUGUAAAACUGGUGAAAAAGCUAUCAGGAUCAGUUUGGUCACAUCAAGAGUUUCGGGCCCAACUGAAAAGUGUGGUUUUUGUAUGUGUAAUUGUUUUCUGUUUCCUUCCUCAUCACUUUUUUCGGAUUUACUAUGUUCAACAUGUCGAUGAUAAGCGGUAUCCCCGGCUGGCUGUAUACAAUGAAGUCUGUCUAAGCAUAACUGCAAUUAGUUGCCUUGAUUUGUUUUUCUUAGUGAUCAGUGGGAGGGAAAUCAGGAUGCCAAAUCUCAUGGCACUUUCCUGUUGUUAAGACUCUUUAUAUUGCAGUCAGAAAAUCUUCUAAACUAACAAAAUCUGCUGGAUAGGCAAAAAUUCUAUGAAUUAAGAUUUUUCAGAACAAAAAUGUUGGCAAUAUUUGUUAUCCAUUGCCUUGAUUUGGCAUGGCUCUGAUAUAUAGAUCAGGGUUGGUAGGUUUUUCAUCAUGUAACAUGAAGUCUUUAUUCAUAACAGGUGCUAAAGUUAUUUUUUAAAAUAUUUUGCUCCUGGAACAUAACAUUCCUACAAAAGUGGAGGAGGAUGACUCCAGUGUUGCAGCAUUGGUGAAUUUGCUCCGUAUUUUGGUCUGAAACAUUAAAGGAACUAUUAUAACACAAUGGACCUAUUUUGGGGGUUGGGUUCAGCCUGUUGGGUAGCUCAUAUAAAAUUCAGACUAAAACCAAAAGUGGAUUCAGUGCCCCUGCACAGGUUACAUUAGGUUUCUAGUGCAGGAUAAAUUGUUCCGCUUUUAUUUCCACAUACUCCUUCUAGUUUGAAUGCUAUGAUGUGUAUUUCCCCAUACUUUUCUACAGGAGAGAUUGCUGUUACAAGUGGAGGAAUUAAUGUUGCAAUACUGUGCAAGCCACAAUUGUAAAACUGAAAUGAUGAAAUAAGCAUCUUGUUCAUAUGGAAUCUUGUGUUUCAUUGAUAUUUAUUGUUCACAUAGAUUAUAAUGCAUCUUUACAAUAACCAUAAAACUAAUCCCUAAUGAAAUAAGAGAGGGAGUAAUACCUUUGGGUUGAAGAUUGUAACUUGCCAGGAAGGGAAAAUCUUUCUUAAGUAUCUAUUAAGAUCAUAAAGAUGAGCUUGUAAUAUCCUUUACGAAGGAAGAUUCCUGAG
Pogona vitticeps (central bearded dragon) is the source of this 2477-nucleotide messenger RNA. RefSeq names its product G protein-coupled receptor 141 (gene GPR141). Gene Ontology annotation, cellular component: membrane. Gene Ontology annotation, biological process: G protein-coupled receptor signaling pathway. NCBI's taxonomy places the organism in Eukaryota, Metazoa, Chordata, Lepidosauria, Squamata, Agamidae. Gene Ontology annotation, molecular function: G protein-coupled receptor activity; oxysterol binding. The record is from RefSeq and is a predicted model, not a curated record.